ACGAUCAGUUUCAAUGUCACCUUUGUACUGGUACUACGUAUAUUUGGCGCGAAAUUCUCUGUCGCGUCUAUUAAUAAGUUAUAUCGAAAACAUUUCCUAAUAAUCUGUGAUUUUGUUUGUGUUCUGUGUCUUCUAGUUAACUGUCAUGUGAUGUUGUAUAUAUAAAUUUUCGGAUACUGGACCAAUUAUUUGCAGGCCUUGAUGAGGCUCUUUGUUCAUUGAUGAUCACUUAUUCUGGUACCGAUAUUUAUUAUCCCACAACUUAAUCGGCAUUAAUGUAUAAUGUUUGUAUUGUUGUUUAUUACUUCAAAAAUAAAAAUUAAGACACCAAAAUCGUUUGUAAAGUGGUUAUCACAGUGCAGCGUGCACACAUGGUCAUCGAAAUCUCAGCAAAAUAAUUGGAGGUUCAAGGGUCCAAAAUGUCGACCCAAGUACAGGCUUUGUAUGACUUUACUGGUGAACCAGGCACAACCGAGAUGUCUAUCACCUCUGGAGAAAUACUGACACUUAUAAAUACAGAUAUAGGGGAAGGCUGGUGGGAGGGGCGAAAUUCCAGAGGUGAAACUGGUUUAUUUCCUGCUGCAUAUGUGAGAAAAGUAACACCAGAUGAGUCUGCACCCACAAAAAUGGCUCCUCCAGCACCAAGAUACGAUCAGGCUGCAGAUGAUUGGGGAGAUCACCAAUACAGUGCUGGCGACAAUAAUUAUCAAAGGGCGGCUUCACAUGACGAGGGCUGGGAUGAUGAUUGGGAGGAUGACACAUAUUCAGAAAUUGGACCUGGCCCACAGCAAUCAAAGCAGGCAGUGAAUCAACCUCUUACACCAUUACCGGGAAUGCCAAUUAGUGAUCUCAACCAUCAGAUGGACGACAACUCAUCUACCUUUGGCUCAUCAGUUGGCACAGUGAGAAAAAAUAAAUUUGCACCAUCAUCUAAAGUCAGCGGUGAGAGUUACCUUUUAGGUACUUUAAAUGUUGAAGUACCAGAUGCUGAUAAAAUAUACAUAGAACAAGAAGGGGAUGCAUAUAUUUGGUCGCCCAUACCACAACCAUAUAAUGUAACUGUUGCAUCACCAAAAAAGGAAUCCAAAUUUAAGGGUAUUAAGAGCUUCAUAGCAUAUCAAUUGACUCCCUCCUUUAAUAAUAUUCAAGUAUCCAGAAGAUAUAAGCAUUUUGACUGGCUUCAUGAGAGAUUGCAGGAGAAAUUUACACUCAUCCCAAUCCCACCUUUACCUGACAAACAGAUCUCUGGAAGAUAUGACGAACAAUUGAUUGAGAGGAGAAGAGUUCAGUUACAGGAGUUUGUGGAUUGGAUGUGUAAACAUCCAGUACUAUCCAGAUCGGAGGUCUGGCAACAUUUCCUAACUUGCACAGAUGAAAAACGUUGGAAGGCUGGUAAAAGACAAGCGGAGAGAGAUAAUUUAUUAGGACUUAACUACUGUAUAUCAUUAGUUGUACCUGAAAAAGCUUUACUUCAAUCACAAGUAGACCACAUCACGGAACAAUGCCACAUUUUCAUGAAUAGCAUGGAUAGUUCUGUUAAAUCUCUGACAAAUAUGUGUAUAGCACAAACAAAACGAUUCCAAGGGCCUUAUAAGAGCGAUUGUCAAAAAGUAGGAGAGGCUUUUUACAACUUAGGAAAUGCACUAAGUUUAGAUGAAGGCACAAUAGUUUCUACUUCAAAACUAACUUCAGCUAUCAAAAUGGCUGGCGGGGCCUACAUUGAAAUAGGCAGAAUGUAUGAGGAACAACCAAAAUAUGAUUUCGAACCACUCGGUGAUAAAUUUCAUCUUUACAAAGGUAUAGUUGGCUCAUUUCCUGAUGUAUUAGCAAAUCACAAAGCAGCUGUGCAGAAGAAAAAAGAGUGUGAGAGAUUGAGAGCUGAAAAUAAAAUGGAAAGGGAACAAUUAAAUGAAGUGUUUAGAAGAAAUAAUGUCAUAUCAUAUGCCCUUCUUGCCGAAAUAAACCACUUCAAGUCGGAGAGGACGGUCGAUUUAAAUGCAACAAUGCAGAAAUUUCUCAAGCAGCAAAUAACAUUUUAUAAGAAGAUAGUUGAUAAAUUGGAAACAACACUACAACAGUUCCAAGAAUAGUGAGAAAUAUACGUAUGACUAGAAAUAAAAAUGGAUAGUUGCCAUUAACAUUAACUAAAUAUACUGUUUUAUAAUGUUGUAUAUAAUCCCAAGGAUUUUAAGGACUUGAUGAAUUAUGUGAUGUAUGUGACUGAAUUUAAAUAAUGCUAAUAGUACACAAAGCUGAUUAAUUUUUAUAUACUAAUGUUCUGUAUAUACUUUGCUAUUACAAUUUCCAUGAUGUAAUAUUUUAUAUCACUUGUAUACAAACUUUAUUUUUACUAAUUAUUCGUCAAAUAUUUUGAGACAUUCUGUAUUUUUUUUCUUUUUAGCCUAAGUGUUGUAAUAUUCCAUUUUUUUUUUAUUAAGGCUGCUAAUAAAAUGUAAAUCUUU
Messenger RNA from Danaus plexippus (monarch butterfly), 2462 nucleotides. RefSeq names its product sorting nexin lst-4 (gene SH3PX1). Gene Ontology annotation, molecular function: protein binding; phosphatidylinositol binding. NCBI's taxonomy places the organism in Eukaryota, Metazoa, Arthropoda, Insecta, Lepidoptera, Nymphalidae. Bases 420 to 2090 code for a protein of 556 amino acids. The record is from RefSeq and is a predicted model, not a curated record. The transcript is spliced from 4 exons. Gene Ontology annotation, biological process: plasma membrane tubulation; endocytosis; protein transport. Gene Ontology annotation, cellular component: cytoplasmic vesicle; plasma membrane.